AUGGCCUCCUCCUUUGCGUUCGGGAAGCCCAGGCUUCUCAACGUGCAGGAUAGCAUGGCGACCCCCGAAAGACGCACCAUCUCGCCAGCAGCCCCGGUAACAUUGACAAGUUUACCUACCGAAAUCCUAGAAAUUAUCGGAUCCCACCUCAUCACACGCACCAAGCCCAAUGAACCCCCUCCGUUGUCAGACCUCCACGCUCUCGUCGCCACUUGUCGUCGAACUCAUUGGGAAUUUAAUGAUAAGCUACUAUACUCUAUCGAUGCCGUCGAUCCCCUCGGAUCAGUUGCUUUGCUGUGGGGCGCAGCUACCGGUCAGAUUAAAACCAUGGAGCGAGCUGUGAGACACGGGGCCGACAUCCACCGGGAAGACGUUGUUGGGGAUUUGACGACUGACCCUCGAAACAUCCCCCCCGGCGGCUAUAUCAAAGGACGCACUCUUCGCGGGAAGCGCAAAGAAUCACCAAAACGCCGUGGUACAGCGCUGCAUUUCGCCGUCAAGAUGGGCCAGGACGAGGCGGUGAAGUGGCUCUUGGAUCCGCUGCAAAACGCCGCCUACGCUGGAAAUUGGGAUAUUUUCAGCUACAUUCUCGAUCAGCCGGGUGCCGAACGUCGGUUGCAUGCCAACUACUGGGACUGGAGCCUUAGCAACUUGUCCAAAUUCGAACCGACUCUUCUUAAUCUCGUAUAUAUGGGAUCGGGCCUCGACAACAGGGACAGCCGUGUACAAAUCAUACGGGAGCUCGUCCGGAGAGGAAUGCGGUCAGGGGCAAACGCGGAACCCACCGGCAACACAUCGUUAUUGUUCCGUGCUUGCAAGGGCGGGGUAUUCGGGAUAGCCGUUGACCUGAUCAAUGCCGAUGCGAUCCUUCCGUCCGUCUACCAAAGUUCGCAAACAUUGUUCUAUCACGUCCUCAAAACGCCCAAGGAUCUCUUUUACCCGAGGCUGGAUGCGGACGACCCUUACGUCGGUAACUACUACGUAAGAAAGCCCGGAUGUCACCAACGUGACCGGCUUGAUCUUGUUAGGCUGCUCGUCGAAAAGGGUUACGUCAACAUCAACCACAUGUGGGGUCAGGGAUGGGCAUCAGAAACCGUUGCCAUGCUUGCUGCGAGUCCGACAAGAACGAGGAACGGGUCUGUUGAAACCCUGGAGUUGGUCAGGGAGUUGGGGGCAAAUUUGCAACAGGUGAACGCGAUGGGUAUGAAUACUCUCCAUUACUUGGUGAAACAAUUGACCUCGCCGCGGGCCGAUGGCGCGCCGCGUACCGGCGCCUUCAACUGCUGGUCAACUGUAAAAUACUUGCUCCAAGACAUGGGACUGGCACUCUGGUCUAUGGAUGCGCAGGGCAGGACGGCACUUGACUAUGUCUAUGACGCGGCUAGGGAGGCCACCAGGAGAGAGUUGAGAAGUCCAACCCGAUCGGAGAGUAGAGUCUAUUCCUGGGAUCUGUUGACGGUGCAUUUGGCAGAGACCAUAUUGGCUCAUUCCGGUCUGUCGGCCGCGUCACCGUGCUCAGCCCUCACAAGCCCCACGUCUGUCUCUAGAAACCAACGAAACAAAACUAAACAUCCAUCACGACGACCUCGCCAGACCGUCGCUGAGAAAUCCAAGCUCCAGGCAUGUAAUACGUGGGAGGUGGUGGGGGAGGGGGAGGGGGAGGCACCAUGUCUUGAUGGUCUGGCGCACCCCGUGCCCUACCCCCGGGCCUUUCUCGAAGACUGCAUGCUAGCCGGCCUACGCGGCUUUUGGUCAACCGGCAUGCCAUGGCGCCUCAUCAAUGCUGCCAUCACCACCUCCUUUGCCUACACCGUUACUCCUGCCUGCAAGACGUCUUGGACGGCUCUCACCGGUUUGGCUUGGUCAAACGUUGACGACCCCCAGACCAUUACCCUCCCCUGCCCCCGAUGCACCACCAACCUCCAGAUUCCCUGGACAACCUGCUCCAACCCACCCGGCUACCCCUUCGACGGCAUCCCGGACCUUACAGGCACCGGCUACGGCGACGGAAAUCUGCAACACCACUGCGACAGUUGCCAAACCACAAUCAACAAACCACUUUUAUGCGUGGCCAAAUUCACCAACGACGUCAAUUGCCUCCUCAACCCUGCAAUCAACCGCCCCAUGCCCGGAACGCUCCUCGACUUGCGCAACGGGAAACCCCCGUUGUCACCCUCGGCCUCAUCGUGGGGCGCCAGCCCGCCAGCCACGUUCCCCAACCGGUUGCUCAAGAAACGCAACGAUAACCCCAAAAUGCAAGUCACCGGACUGAUUGCGUGGAGAGUGGGAGGUAAAGACUUUUGGAGAGAGACAGGGGAGGGUGAAGGGGCGGUGGGCGAGGUGGAGGACAGUGAGGAUGAUGCCGCUGAAGAGCAGGCCGGUGGCGCAGGCGAAUAUGUCGGUUUUGAGGUGCACCGUGGGAGUGCCGCCGCUGCCGCGAUAGAUGCCGACGGAGACGGGGAUGCAGGCGCUGGCCCAGAGGGUGGCAGUUACGUGGAUCGUGAGGUUUGCCCAGGCGUGGAGCUGGUGGCGGAAGGAGGGGAUGGGAUGGUCGAGGUAGAGGCUCUCUCCCUUGUGGCAGGCGGCGAUGUGGAGGGGGAUGUAGAAGAGGGACUGCGUGGACUGGUUAGAAACGCCGAUGAUAGAGGCAACCGCAAGAGAAACCAGUGCCGCCAGAACCAGCUGGGGCAGAAAUUGUGUUAUGUGUGGUCCGCUAGAGCUCUGACUCUCCGUUUUGCUUUCCGGUUGGCUUUCGGUGAAGCUAAGUCAAACACAAGAAGUAAACGAGCCAUUGUCAACGAUGUCAGGCGUGGUGAAAGGGGAGAGUGGGAGGGCAUCAUCCAGCUCGGACAGCCAUGUCGCGCAAGUAAGAAAUAA
Chaetomium globosum CBS 148.51 is the source of this 2877-nucleotide messenger RNA. RefSeq lists its product as uncharacterized. Lineage: Eukaryota; Fungi; Ascomycota; Sordariomycetes; Sordariales; Chaetomiaceae. The transcript has 8 exons. Bases 1 to 2877 code for a protein of 958 amino acids. The record is from RefSeq and is a predicted model, not a curated record.